AGACCGCGUCAAAGCUCAGACAGCGGCAACUCCUCGGGACGUCGAGACGCUGCGGAGGACAUUAUAACCUACUCUUCUCGCGAGCCGUUUCCAAAUAAGUCGGGAAUUCUACGCUUGUCGUCGCUUCCUCGGAACAUUGUUUUUUUUUUUUUUUUGUCGGCAGCACCUUGCGUGUCGAGAGCCACUCCGACCCGCUUUCAUGUCGGUUUUCUCGCCACCGGUGUACCGCUUUACGGUCGUGACACGAAUUUAACGGGCGCGGUGCGGCCGAGUUGGCGCACUGCUGGACUGGGUAUACCCGAGACGGUCCGCACCACUAUUUAGACGGCGCCCGAACCCCCAAAAGUCUCUCUCGUUGUACUCGAAACCUCGACUGGCUGCCUUGGAUCACCACCACCGUUUUUUGGUUUUUUUUUUUUUUUAAACCUUUUUUUUUUUCUAAUAUGUUGCUGUCAAAGUUUGGUUCAUUUUCGCACAUUUGCAACCCUUCGAGUAUGGACCACCUCCCAGUGAAAAUCCAGCUUCAGCCGGUCAAAGUGGAGAAGGAGCCGUUCGAGAAGGUGUACCAGGUGGGCUCCGUGCUGGGGAGCGGUGGCUUCGGCACCGUGUACGCCGGCAGCAGACACUCUGACGGGGCACCGGUGGCAGUGAAACACGUCGCCAAAGAAAGGGUGACCGAGUGGGGCUCAAUUAAUGGAAGCAUGGUCCCGCUCGAGAUCCUCCUGCUCAAGAAGGUCAGCUCGUCUUUCCGCGGAGUUAUCAAAUUGCUGGACUAUUACGAGCGCGCCGACGGUUGGCUCCUGGUUAUGGAAAGGCCGGAGCUCGUCAAGGACCUGUUCGACUUCAUAACCGAGAAGGGGGCUCUGGACGAGGACGCGGCGAGGGGCUUCUUCCGCCAAGUCCUGGAGGCGGUGCGGCACUGCUACAGCUGCGGGGUCGUGCACCGGGACAUCAAGGACGAGAACCUGCUCGUGGAUCUCCGCACCGGGGAGCUCAAGCUUAUCGACUUCGGCUCCGGGGCGAUCCUCAAGGACACCGUAUACACCGACUUCGACGGUACCCGCGUGUACAGCCCACCCGAGUGGAUCCGCUUCCACAGGUAUCACGGCCGCUCUGCCACGGUGUGGUCGCUCGGCGUGCUGCUCUACGACAUGGUGUGCGGAGACAUCCCCUUCGAGCAGGACGAGGAGAUCCUGCGGGGGAGACUGUACUUCAGGAGGAGGGUUUCGGCCGAGUGCCAGCAGAUGAUCAAAUGGUGCCUGGCCCUGCGGCCCUCCGACCGGCCCACGCUGGAGCAGAUCUGCGACCACCCCUGGAUGAGGGCGACGGCCGAGGCGCCCGAGUCCAAUCCCGAGGAGCCGGCCGCCGGCGACAUCCGCCUGCGGACCAUCGCCACCGAUUCGUCGUCGAGCACAACCUCGAGCAAGGAGAGCCUCUGAGGAUGACUCUGAGGGACUCUAAAAGACUCGGUGGGGAAGCGAGGGGGCGGUGCCAGGUUACGAGGAGUUGAUGGACUCAAGUACGGCAGCCUGCAGCCUUGCUGGCUGAUCAAUGGCCAUAAACGUACUUUUCAGCAACUGUUUGUUGCUCAUCUUAAUUCACCCCCACAUCUCCUUUGUUUUCAUUCAUUUAAUCCAAGUUGUUUCCUAAACGGGAACAUUUUGCUGUUUGGGUGGUCUUACCAGCAUUAUUUAUUCCUCCUUUGCCCUUUCCCUUUUGAACUCGUUUUUUGUUAGUAGGCUGGUAUAUGCAUCCGGCAAGGCCUUCCUAUUCAGAUAUGGCUGCUCUCAUAGAGCUUUGGAGAAAUCUUUUUUUUUUUAUUCAAUGUUUAAAAAUGUUUUCAUUUUGGAGUGCCUUUUGUUGGAACGCUGCUUUUUCUGGGGGCUUUUCAUCUCAACUUUUUAUUUUUCUUCUUUUUUCGGACUCAACCUCAGUGAUGGAGACCACUGUCACCGACAAGCCAAGUAGCCCCCAGCUGAGAGGCUGCGAGAGCAUUAGAGGAGAGAAAUGGAAUACUUGAAACACACACACGCGACUGUGUAUCACUCUUCGAAGCUGCUCACUCACUCUAUAGCCUGAACAGGUGUUUUGGAAACUGGAUCCUGUCUUUUCUGAAUGUCAACACACACACACACACACCUCUACCCCGCUCUGCCUUUGCGCUCACUCAUUCUCCCGGUCUGUUCAGCCAUGCCUGUUGCGAGGUGUCGCCUCUUUCACUUUUUUGCCUCCCGCCAUCUCACUGCUUGACACUUCACGGCCCCCGCCCCUGGCCUCCCUCAGGGGCUCCGUUGGGUGUGAAAUGCACAAUCAAUGCAAUAUUCAUCAACUAUGUUGGUUGUUUUUUUUUCUUUUUUGGCAAAUACUGUACAGUGUGUUCCCCCUCUUUUAGUGUGUAAAAUUAUUAUUUUUUCCUCCCCAUUUGCAUUUAAUUUAUUUGUAAACGUGUAGACAUUCCACAUUCUGUGGUUAUUUAUUUAUUUAUUGUCUAUGCUUAAACUCCUCCCCCUCUAAAAUGAUUUUUGCAUAUCCUACUUGGCCUUUAGUUUGCAUUCCUAACUUAUUUUUUUACAUAUCGACAAUGUUUUUUUUUUUGUUUUUUUUUUUAUAGAUGUGGAGGAUGCACUGACAGUUGUCGAUGUAAAGCAGAAUAAAACAAGUUUACUUAAA
This is a messenger RNA of Phyllopteryx taeniolatus (common seadragon), 2670 nucleotides long. RefSeq names its product serine/threonine-protein kinase pim-3-like. Gene Ontology annotation, biological process: regulation of mitotic cell cycle; negative regulation of apoptotic process; protein autophosphorylation. Gene Ontology annotation, cellular component: cytoplasm. NCBI's taxonomy places the organism in Eukaryota, Metazoa, Chordata, Actinopteri, Syngnathiformes, Syngnathidae. The transcript has 6 exons. The coding region runs from base 444 to 1439 and encodes 331 amino acids. The record is from RefSeq and is a predicted model, not a curated record. Gene Ontology annotation, molecular function: protein serine/threonine kinase activity; ATP binding.